Molecule: messenger RNA, 1652 nt
Organism: Phyllostomus hastatus (greater spear-nosed bat)
Lineage: Eukaryota; Metazoa; Chordata; Mammalia; Chiroptera; Phyllostomidae
Product: low-density lipoprotein receptor-related protein 8-like
Exons: 10
Coding region: 41-1501 (486 amino acids)
Molecular function (GO): calcium ion binding; protein binding
Source: RefSeq, a predicted model, not a curated record
CCCAGCGAGGGGUCCCCUGCGUCCUGUCCUCUCCCCGGCCAUGGGUCGCCGGGCGCUCCUUCUGUUCCUGCCGCCCGUGCUGGCCGCGCUGGGUGGCCUCGAGGGCUCCGGGGCAGACGAAGCCCAGUGUAACCGGACGAGGCAAGCCGCGUGCGGGGACAGAUGCAUCCCCGUGGCCUGGCUCUGCAACGGAGAGCGAGAGUGCCCGGACGGGACUGACGAGCAGUGUGAGGAGGCGUGUCACGGGCAUCCCCGAGCCUGGCGGUGCGACGACGGCGGGUGCAUUUCUCUCAGCUGGCUCUGUGAUGGCGCUGGCGACUGCCUAGACGGCUCCGACGAGGUCGGCUGUGAGACAGUGACAGCAUGUCCAGACCACAAGGUCCAGUGUCCAGGAAGUCCUGAGUGCUGCGAUGGUUGGGAACUCUGUGAUGGCUGCGGGGACUGUGAGGACGGGCUGGACAAUGCCCGCUGCCCCCAGGACCACUGCCUGGCCGGGCAGUGGCGGUGCGAGAACAAGGUGUGUGUCAUGGAGAGCUCGAAGUGCGACGGCAUCGAUGACUGUGGUGACGCCUCCGACGAGGACCUCUGCGCUCCCUGUCCAGAAGGCACAGUCAGAUGUGACGGAGGAAAGUGCGUCCGGGAAUCCCUGAUGUGUGAUGGGGAAGCGGACUGCGCGGAUGGAACGGACGAGCCCGGCACCUGUGGUAAACACUGCUCUCUGGCCAAUGGGGGCUGUGAGGGGCCAUGCAGUGACACCCGCUGGGGGGUCCGGUGUUCGUGCGCGGCUGGGUGGCAGCUGCAGCCCGACGGUCGGAGCUGUGGAGAUGUAGAUGAGUGCUCUACGGCGUACAGUCCCUGUGACCAGCUGUGUCAUAAUACGCCAGGCUCUUACUCCUGCGGGUGUAUUCAAGGUUACCAGCUUUUCAACGGCACCAACUGUCGAGUUAUAGAUGGCGCUGUUAGAAUUCUGAUAGCAGCAGAUCGAGAGCUGGGUAUCCUGGAUCGGACAACAGGCACCUAUGAGACUCUAAUACCUAUAAAGUCAAGGCCUACUUCUGUUGCCUAUGACCUUGAGCGAAGCAUGUACUUUUGGGUAGAUGAAGUCUUAAAUGUGUUUGUCCCUGGAAAACCAAACUUUGUUCCUCUCUAUCCAGAACUUAAAACAGUGAACAGUGUCUCUUUGGACUGGUACACGGGUCAGUUGUACUGGGCUAGCAGCUUUGCAAGGGUCAUCUGUGCUGGUUUAAGCGACGGCAGAGGCUACGUCAGGAUCUUGGAAAAGGAUCUCGUGCCAGAGCAGCUAAUUGUGUUUCCUGCAAAGAAGUACUUGUACUGGGUCAAUCGCGGUCAGAGAGGCAUGAGGACCAUUGAAACUGCGGGGAUGGAUGGCUCCGAUAGGAAGGUGCUUGUGGUUGUGAACACGGAGGAGCCUGUAGGACUGACUCUUGACCACGUGACUGGCAGGCUGUACUGGAUCAGUAAACAUAAAGAGGUACAAUAGAGAGGUCUGGAGGCAAAGGUAAAUCCUUUUAGCUGGGGCUUGGAAUGACUGCGGGUAAGUACAAAUUCUCUUAAGUCUUGUGUCAGCUCUGUGAAGCAUCUUGUGGCCAUGAAAACUGGGAAGAGCAAGUUAUAAUUGACCAGCAUUUUUG